Limanda limanda (common dab) is the source of this 1393-nucleotide messenger RNA. RefSeq names its product general transcription factor IIF subunit 2-like. Gene Ontology annotation, cellular component: transcription factor TFIIF complex. Lineage: Eukaryota; Metazoa; Chordata; Actinopteri; Pleuronectiformes; Pleuronectidae. The transcript has 9 exons. The coding region runs from base 56 to 862 and encodes 268 amino acids. Gene Ontology annotation, biological process: transcription by RNA polymerase II; transcription initiation at RNA polymerase II promoter. The record is from RefSeq and is a predicted model, not a curated record.
UAGUGCGCAUGCGCGUAUCGUGUUGACGAGCUCCUUACCAGCCUCUGUUUAAAACAUGUCGGAAAAGGGAGAAGUGGAUUUAACUGGAGCCAAGCAGAACACGGGGGUCUGGCUGGUGAAGGUUCCCAAGUACCUCGCUCAGCAAUGGGCAAAAGCUGCCGGCAAAGGCGACGUCGGGAAACUCCGCAUCUCCAAGAAAGGAAACCAAGGAAAAGGAGAGGUGAGUUUCACUCUGAAUGAAGAGCUGACGGUGCUUGAGGGGAUAGAAGCCAAGACGGCGUCUGUACCCCGCGAGCACCCGUUCACCAUGCAGUCAGUGGGGGGGCAGCUGCUGGCGGUCUACUCUGAGAACCCGGCAGGCCAGUCAGAAGAGAGAUCUGAUGGCAGCAGCUCAGGGGCGGGGGCAGGUCCAGAUAAAAUAGCCUUGGAGGGAGUGGUAGUGCAGAGAGCCGAGUGCAAACCUUCUGUUAGUGAAAGUUACAUGAGGCUGAAGAGGAUACAAAUAGAAGAGUCCUCUAAGCCGACCAGGCUGUCGCAGCAGCUGGACAAGGCCGUCACCAGCAACUACAAACCUGUGUCCAACCACGCUUACAAUCUUGAGUAUGACCGGAAAAAGAAGGAAGAGGGCAAGAGAGCCAGAGCAGACAAGCAGCAGGUGUUGGACAUGUUGUUUUCUGCUUUUGAGAAGCACCAGUUCUACAACAUCAAGGACCUGGUGGAUAUCACCAAACAGCCUGUGAGUUACUUGAAGGAAAUCUUACGAGAUAUCGGCAACUACAACGUGAAGGGAACACACAAGAACACGUGGGAGCUCAAGCCUGAGUACCGACAUUACCACGCUGAUGAAAAGACUGAUGAAUAGUAUCUGAUCCUCCCAAGGUCAAGCUCUGAGCUCUUCAUUCCUACGAGCUCAGUCCUGGUUUCCUUACAUCAGGUUUCAAAACACAGGAUGAUGCGUCCAAGCUAAAGUUGUUUUUCUAGGAGAGGUACCGCUUCUUACUUAGGAUCGAAGGUAAACAACUUGACGUUUAUAAUCUGGUGUGCAGUCUCUUCGGAUCCAGCAGCCCCUGAAGGUUAAAUCCCCCGGUAUUUGAUUUAGAUUUUGUGCAUCUGGGGCAUUGGACAGUUUUCCAUGAAGCAGAAGAUUCACUGAAUUUUAUUAUUGUUUUGAAAUGCGUAUGUUGAUUUGAAACUUUAAUGAUUUGACGUGUGUUCCUAGACUUUUACAGGCUUCCCGACCAUUACUUUGAAAAAAUAGAUUCGGCCUGAAGUUACAUUGGCAAUAUUUUUAGACUUGUGCCAUUUUAUGUCCCCACAUUGUUUCAUGUUCGCUGUACAAUUUGUAAGUGUUUUACAUCUGAUUAAAAUGUCUAAUAAAGUUUCAAUACAAACA